Messenger RNA from Homo sapiens (human), 1052 nucleotides. Its product is annotated as mucin-6-like. The transcript is spliced from 2 exons. The coding region runs from base 63 to 1052 and encodes 329 amino acids. Lineage: Eukaryota; Metazoa; Chordata; Mammalia; Primates; Hominidae. The record is from RefSeq and is a predicted model, not a curated record.
CACCACCCUUCACCACACACUCCCCACCUACAGAGAGCAGUCCCCUCUCUCCCACAGGUCCUAUGACUCCAACAUCCUUCAAGACCACCACUACCUAUCCAACCACAUCACACCCUCAGACCACACUUCCCACUCACGUUCCACCUUUCUCCAGCUCGUCAGUGACUCCAAGUACUCACACAGUCAUCACCCCUACCCAUGCACAGAUGUCCACUUCUGCCUCGAUCCACUCAACGCCAACAGGUACCAUUCCUCCACUGACAACGCUCACGGCCACAGGGUCCACACACACAGCCUCACCAAUGACGGGGACAACCAUUCGGACCACCCAAGCCCACAGCUCAUUCAGCAUAGCCAAAACCUCUACAUCCAUCCUCUCACAUGCUUCCUCCACACACCAUCCGGAAACCACACCAACUUCUACCACCAACAUUACUCCCAAGUCCACUAGUGCAGGAACCAGCACCCCUGUGGCCCACACCACCUUGGCCACCAGCAGCAGGCCACCCACACCCUUCACCACACACUCCCCACCUACAGGGAGCAGUCCCAUCUCUUCCACAGGUCCUAUGACUGCAACAUCCAUCAAGACCACCACGACCUAUCCAACCCCAUCACACCCUCAGACCACACUUACCACUCAUGUUCCACCUUUCUCCACCUCAUCAGUCACUCCAAGUACUCACACAGUCAUCACCCCUACCCACGCACAGAUGUCCACUUCCUCCACACACUAUCCUGAAGUCACCCCAACUUCUACCACCACCAUCACCCCCAACCACACCAACCACCACUACCUAUCCAACACCAUCACACCCUCAGACCACACAUCCCACUCACGUUACAUCUUUCUCCACCUCCUUGGUGACUCCAAGUACUCACACAGUCAUCACCCCUACCCACGCACAGAUGGCCACUUAUGCGUCCAUCCACUCAACGCCAACAGGCACCAUUUCUCCACCAACAACGCUCAAGGCCACAGGGUCCUUCCCCUCAGCCCCACCAAUGACGUCGACCACCAGUGGGACCAGCCAAUCCCGAAGCUCAUUUAG